AUGAAUUUUCUGAUUGCUAACAGUGGUAAUAUAAAAAUUGAUCAUUUUAUCAAUGCAACGCAGUCACAAAAUAAAAUAAUUGAUGGUCCAUAUUUGAUAUGGAUUCCUUUUGAAGAGUUUAAAGAUGUAAAGAAAAUUGGGCAAGGUGGUUUCAGUCAAAUUUUUAAAGCUAAUUGGAAAAUAAACAAAGGCAUAAGUUAUAAAGGGACUAUUAAGCGGUCAAAGUCAGAACGAAAAAUUGGUUUGAAAGUACUAAAUAACUCCCAGAAUGCGGAUACGGAGUUUUUAAAUGAGUAUCGUUAUUCUGAUUAUUCUAAGUAUUCUGAUGGUGAAAUCAAAAAAGAAUUUUCACACGAAUAUGACGUGUGGUUAGAAUUUGAAAAAGCUGAAGAAAAAUGA
Molecule: messenger RNA, 399 nt
Organism: Diversispora eburnea
Lineage: Eukaryota; Fungi; Glomeromycota; Glomeromycetes; Diversisporales; Diversisporaceae
Source: the annotation of a GenBank genome assembly